GCGGAGAGAGGGGAGAUUCGGGUCGUCGCUCAUAGCAACGGGCCGGGGAAAGGCGAGAAGCCCCGCUCCCCUCCCGCCCCCGCUCCCCGCUCCCGCAGUCAGCUCGUCAACCUUCUCCCGCUUCAAAAAAACUUUAUUUUAUAAAAAGGUGGUAAAUACAAUGACGGUUCUGGAGCCCGAGGCCUAACUUCGCGGUUGAAGCCUCGGGGUCGAGUAGGUGGGCAGUCCGUGCCGGCUCGCUGCUGUCCCGGCAUCAAUGAGGCGCUGAAGCUGGAGGUUUUUUUUAAAAAAAAAGAAACGAAGAAAAUAAACUAAAGAACAAAAAAAGACACAAAAGCGCCCGGAGUUCCCUCCACCACCCCCACAAAGCAAAUAAUUCCCGGAGGGAGGAUCUGCCAAGUUCCAGGAGACGCUUGGAAAAUCAAGACCCUUUAACAGAAGAAAUGGCUCUACAAGACUUGACAGAUGUGGAUGAUAUCAACAAGACCCUAUUUAUUGAAAAUCACAAAACUGCAGAUGCUGGAGACAUUCUGCAGGCCAGAUAUUUCUGCUAUGACAGACGAGGUGUACAGGACGCGAAGCCAGAAGAGAGCAUUGGAACGGGAUGGUCUCCACAAUGAUGUUGACACAAAGAAACCAAAAAUGGAAUGUUCCCGAGGAACUGAUAUGGACAGUGAAUUAGAAGAAUUGAAAGGAGAGAUAAGAAUUAAAACAGAACCUGUUGACCGGGGUGGUGGAAGGACUGCAGGGUUAUUAAAGGGGCCAGGUGAAGUAAAAGCAACAAUCAAAGUAGAAGUUCCAACUGGAGAUGAACCCGUUGACAUGAGUACAUCAAAGAUCGAAAUGAAGAAGGGAAAACGCGCCCCAUCUCCAGAUAUCAUCAUCCUCUCUGACAACGAACCCUCAAGUCCUAGGCUGAACGGGCUCUCGAAAGAACUAGGAAGAAGUGCAAAUACAGAUGAUAUUAUGAAGAGCACCCCAGAGGAGCGAGAAAGAAUAAUCAAGCAAUUAAAGGAAGAACUACGAUUAGAGGAGGCCAAACUUGUUCUGCUCAAGAAACUGCGCCAGAGUCAGAUUCAGAAGGAGGCCACUAUUCCAAAGCCUGCUGUCUCGACAGGCACUGCCAUGGCCACCCCACCCCCGCUGGUCCGGGGAACGCUGCAUGUUCCCACUGGCAAGCCCAACUUCCAGGUAACCACUGCCCGUGCGGUGGGUACAGUAAUCCCACCACCAUUGGUUCGUGGUGGUCAACAGGGGACCUCAAAGCUCGGAUCUCAGCAGAACCCACAGAUUGUGAUGCCGCCUUUAGUGAGAGGAGCUCAGCAAAUUCACACCAUCAGACCACAUGCCAGCACUGCCCCGCCUCCCCUGCUACUGGCUCCCAGAGCAUCGGUGCCUAAUGCAGUGCAGAUCCAGGGCCAGAGGGUUCUACAGCAGGGACUAAUCCGUGUGGCCAAUGUCCCCAACACCAGCCUGCUCGUCAACAUUCCACAGGCUUCAAAUACAAUGAAAGCCUCAACGCUGAACUCGUCUCAGUCAAAUGCCGGCAGCAAUACAGCGGCGUCUGUUGUCAAUUCUAACGACUCGCCGGCCAGUCGCCAGGCUGCGGCGAAGCUUGCUCUCCGCAAGCAACUGGAGAAGACGUUGCUGGAAAUUCCACCGCCCAAACCUCCAGCCCCUGAGCUGAAUUUCUUACCAAGUGCUGCUAAUAAUGAGUUCAUCUACCUGGUCGGCCUUGAAGAAGUGGUGCAUAACCUCCUAGAAACUCAAGGUAAAGCUUCAGCACAGGCAUUGGCCCAAGAACCGUACGCCUGUUCACAGUGCAAAACUGACUUUACCUGUCGCUGGAGGCAAGGAAAGACUGGGACUAUCAUGUGUGAGCAAUGUGUGACGUCCAACCAGAAGAAGGCAUUGAAAGCUGAACAUACUAAUCGUCUGAAAGCAGCAUUUGUGAAGGCUCUUCAGCAAGAACAGGAGAUCGAACAACGGAUACUGCAACAGCCACCUUCCACUGUACAAAGCAAGCAGGACUCUGCAGUACAACACCAUACGUUGAAACAGGUAUGGAAGAGCUCCAGCCAGCUGUCUCGAGGGCCUCAGUCGACCACAGCCCGGGGAGUACUGCACACGUUUAGCCAGUCAUCUCAGCUGCAGAACGUGUCUCUCGUCAGCAGGCAGAGCAAGCACUCUGAGAGAGCCGGGGGCAAAGGCAGCACCACUGCCUGGAGAAAGCAGAUCCCCAACACGGGGGUUACAAUGGCUUACGUUAGCCCAAAUCUCUCGGGACACAAGACCUCAUCGACGAUGGAUCGCCAACGCGAGUACCUACUGGACAUGAUCCCUUCACGAUCCAUCAGCCAGUCAGCCGCCACAUGGAAGUAGAUGCAGUGGGGUGGGGUGGGGUGGGAGGGAGGGCUAGAGAGAGAAGCUUUGAAAGACGGCCACCAUCAGCUUGUCCCCCCCUUUCCUCACUGCAGCCAUGCAGUCCAUCGGUCGAAGGGGUGGGGCCCAGAUAAUCCCGGCAACUCCCCAUACUCCUUCUGGAUGCAGUCUGCAUUUCUUGUCAUUUUGAGCACUGUUCUUGCACAAUGUAUAAGGAAAAGGUACAACAUGUGACCAGUUAGAAAUGGGCAUUCAUCUUGCCAGAUUACAAUGAAAGCUAUAUGUGGAAAAGAGAUCUUUUUUACUUGCUGUUUCUAUGUGAGCGUGCGCACUUAGUGCCCACACGUGUGUUUCUGCGUUUCACUUCACGGUACAAGUGAUGCCAUCAUAGAUCUCAAGUUCUACAGUAGCUGGGGAGUGUGGAAGGGUUCCUCCUCCCUGGCCACAGUAGUAAAUGUAAUGCAGGUCACUCAGGGUGAGAGGUAAAGUGGAGAAUAUUGGGCCAGUUGGGAGUGUCCCAUCACAGGAGCAGAGACACCAGGUGUCAAAGGGACUGAGCCUUGUUGAUCUAAUCUGUGCCAUCCCCUCCCACUAUAUAGAUCAGGUAUGUAGACGUUUCCCACCUUCCACUCUCGUGUGUUUGUAGAAUUACUCUAAAGCAAACCAUGCAAUUCUCCUGAGAAUUAACCCCUUUGCAAGGCAGCCUGGCUCUUCGGAGUUGACGUUUUUUCAGAAUGUGUUUCUGGGGGUGAGGUGAAAGUCGACGUUUGCAUCAGCCACUGGAGCUGUGCAGUGACGCUGGAUAUUUCUAUCCCUCCCGUUUCCUCUCCCCCAGCCUUCAGCCACUGGAGCUGUGCAGUGACGCUGGAUAUUUCCAUCCCUCCCGUUUCCUCUCCCCCAGCCUUCAGCCACUGGAGCUGUGCAGUGAUGCUGGAUAUUUCCAUCCCUCCCGUUUCCUCUCCCCCAGCCUUCAGCCACUGGAGCAGCCAGAUUCCUUCCCUGUCACUCCCACAAAUCCCACACUGCAUUAUCGAUAAACACCACAUUUAACAUGGGAAUAAAAUGGUUAGCCUUGAUGCAGCCUGCUUUCUAUUGCUUCUGAGUGGGGAAGGUUGUGUGAACAAAGGUUUAGAUUUGCCUCUUUUGUGGUGUCCUGGUGAUAGCUGUCUACACCAGGAUGUGACUUGAGCACAGAACAUUUCACUUAGGAUGCGGAGGUGAAGAAUCUUGUCUCAGCCCUACCCCAUUGUUAGGCCAUUUCUCUGCGUUGGGGGGUGUGACCAGUAUCCCACUGCAGCUGGACGUGAGUCAGGCCUGUUUGGCAAGGCACUGGCCUUUUGGUGACGCUGGGCUCACUGGGAAAGGAAGGCGGGAGGCUCUUUGACUGGUUUAAACUGAAUCUUACUGGGCUGGGAGCGUGAUCAGUCUGUGCUCCCUGAUUCACUGAGGUUUCCUGAGCAGCACCGUGAUUCGGUGAUGGAUCUGUAAUCGGUGAUGAGUCAAGUGUAAGAGUGGGCAGAGGAUGGCAGCCGUAGCUCUUCGACCAGGUGGAGGUACAGUUGUUGUACAGCAGGCAUUGUAAAAGGCAUCAACACUCGGUGUUGGUCACCAGGGCCUGGCUCCUUCCCAUCCCUGCAGACUUGUAAAUGGCAGUCAUUUUAACUUGCUGCUUUUCCCCUUACCUGUGAAUAAUCUUUUGCCAUUUAGGCAGACUUUUAUUUUUCUUCCCCAGUUUUUGAUACAAAUUAGUCAUUAGUAAAAGCCAUGAAAAUAUCUUGCAGCUGGUCCUUGUUUGUUAGAGGUUUUUUUGUGUUUGAUUGGUUAGCUGGAAUGAUAUAUUUAAUUCCACCAAAGUACCCUCUAGGUUAAUAUUUUUAUGUGCAUUUUCGCACUGCAGAGAUCAAAAUGUAAUGACAGAGUUUCAACACCCCAACAAUUGGAUCCAGUCAGAGCCUGGCUCAGCUCUCUCGGAGGAAGGGGUUGGGUGGCGAGGUUUUAUAAUCUCUCCAAAUGGCAGCCUCUUUAUCCCAACAUGUUUUCCCAGGGUCUGCACACCAACGUGGCAAUUUACAAGUAAGGUCAGUCACACCUCCUGUCACCGCUCCUUCAUCUCAGCAGAGGUGGUUGUCCACUGAGCUGGGCCAAAUUGUCCUGCUUCCUGCUCCUGUAGGUAUCCACGCCCCACCAUUUUGAACAUACUGUAACCAUCUUUCACUAUCCUAUAUCUUCCUUCUGUUGGAGCUGGGGUGUUGAGAAGUUGUCUCUCUCUGUGACACAGUGGGCUGGGUUUGGAUAAGGAAGUUUCCCCUGGACACCCUCAGAUUCUCCAUAAUGCAAUGUACAUAACUAAUGUUUACAUUGGUGUAUAAGUUUGAGUUUGUCCUGAUUUUCAUUGGGUCUUUAAGGAAUAUAAUGUUCAGGACUCUGAGUGAUUGUAGACGUGUAGGGAUGAAGUGGCCCCAUCAGUAUUGUAGCCAAGGAGGUCCAUCGCAUUUGACAGUGUGGUGAUAUUUUAAUUACACCCAACUCUCUCUCGUUUCCAUUAUCAAGCUCCUCUUUCUAAGGAGAGUUGUGCUAUUUGCUGACUGUGCUUGCUGCUCACUUAGCAAAUAGACAUUCUUUGUCCUCGAGCAGAUCGGUCCCGAUGUCAUUGAUCCAUUCUCACCUCUAUUUGCAUACUGAAGUUGGUUGGUUUAUAUUGGUAUUUGUAUUUGAGGACAGGUUGGGUUGCUUUGGGCAGCCACGUUCACUGUUUUAUGUUACUAUCUCACAGUCCAAAUGAUCUGUGUGCCCUGGGCCAUUUCUGCCUUAACUAAUCCCACCAAUCUGAGUUAGAGCUAAGAAAUGGGUGAAGAGGUUUUUCACACUGAGGUGUAAUAACUUCCACCAUUCAAUCUUCCUGCCCCUUUCCCUCAUAACGAGGUUCAUGAAGAGUUUGAUGCUGGUCUUUUAGCCGGGGUUUGUGCCUAUCUCCAGAAUGGCGUGGGAUGUCCCACCUACCAUUGUGGGCCACUCAUUCAGGGAGGGCUUGUGUGGGAAGGGGCAAGAAAUAAUUUUGCAAAGUUCAACAGCUUUUACUUUGAAGGAACUGCAGUCCACAGGAGAAUGUGCCUCACUUGGAUGUUCUGUGACAUGUUGAUACCAAAUAUUGCAGCCAGCUUCACGUUGACGACAGGUGCUCGGACUGAGGGAUCAUCACAAACCCUUUGGCCUUUGGAUCCCAUGUUCCUGUUCAGACUUGAUCCCUGCCAUCCCCCCACCCCUCACCCCCUUCUCAAGCUCCCAGAAUAAUUGUCCGGUGGUUGGGGAAGGAGGCAGCAAUGGAGAGAGGUAUUUUUCUAGAAUGAAUGCACCUACCCAAAAAAAACCUCAAGAACACUUUUUCAGAGAGUGAAAGAUCGUUUCACCGAUGGAGCAACGUUCUGUGUGUGGAAAUAACUGCAAAUGACAAACUCUCAUACAAAAUAAUUUUUAUCUUCACUUUUUGUCACCAACAAAUUUAUAUUGAGGUGACUGAAAUCGCAAGAGCCGUUACAGAUCUGUCGAUACAUUCUGGACCUUCUAUUUACUGUGACUAUAGCCUCUAAUAGAAAGAACUUACAGAGAAGUUGCUGCAAGAAACCUAUUCCCACUGGAGAAUUUCAAUCCAUGCUUGAAAUGGAUGAUGUAUAUUGUAUUGAGGGAUUUUUAGCAUUUGAAUGACAAAUAAACAGGACAA
Messenger RNA from Pristis pectinata (smalltooth sawfish), 6100 nucleotides. RefSeq names its product GATA zinc finger domain containing 2Ab (gene gatad2ab). The record is from RefSeq and is a predicted model, not a curated record. Gene Ontology annotation, cellular component: NuRD complex. NCBI's taxonomy places the organism in Eukaryota, Metazoa, Chordata, Chondrichthyes, Rhinopristiformes, Pristidae. Bases 466 to 2382 code for a protein of 638 amino acids. The transcript has 14 exons. Gene Ontology annotation, biological process: negative regulation of transcription by RNA polymerase II. Gene Ontology annotation, molecular function: sequence-specific DNA binding.